ACUACGAUACAGUCCACCCCACACAGGGCAAAAACACUACUUUGUGGUUUCUGAGCAUCAUAGAGCAAAUCAUUAUUUGCACAAUCUGUUUGAAACCUGUUACGAGGGAAAUGCUGAGCAUGAGAGCAUGAUUGUUAGGUUCUGAAGCACAAAGCAUGCUCUUCCUUAGGAUUUUGCAUGUAUAUAGAUGUUAGAUGAUGCUGUCUGAUGUUCAGUCUGUGACCCAGAUCAGUCUGUGACCCAUGUGUUCUGUUUUUAAUAGCAUUUAUGAAUUGGUACCUCAUUGCAUGUUUUAAAGUGACUGUUUAAAACGCAUCCGUCUGUGACAGUCUUCUUGCCUUGUUGCAGUGUCACAACUCAGUUGACACACUAUAUUUCAACAUGUGUUGAAUUGUCUCUGUGGUCAUACUGUAAAUCUAAGAUAUUACCCACUCAGUAAUAGGUAUUGUGUACUUUGCAUUCAUUAAGAUAUGUAUGAUUGGUCCAAGUACCUUCGAGGAACAGAAAAGUUGUCUACUGUGAACUGUCAAUCAAAGCAUAUUUCAGGUCCACACAGAGAGAGGAAGCCUAAGGUGGUGUAAUAAGCAGAGUGCAUAUAUUCCGUCAUCUCCCUCAAGCAGAUUUAGAAAUAUUGUGACUAAAGUCAAUAAGGGUCUCUGUAAAAAGUAAUUUACUUCCUAUUUCUCCAGCCCCCAUAUUCCAAAAUGUACUUUCAUAAAGCAGAUGUUUGUGAUGGAAAAAAUAGGAAUGAUGAUCAUUCAGAACCUCAUAAAAUGAAAACAAAAUGUAAGCAAAAAGUGGGGCACUGGUGCAAUGCCGUAAAAAAGUGAUAUAUUUGCGUGGUUAUGAACGUCCUAUUUCUAUAGACACAGCAGGGCCGUAACUAGAGUUCGAGUUUUAGCGAGGUUCUUCUUGAAAUUUGAAGCUCAUUGACUGCAUUUCUGUACAAUUUUUAAAAAACUUUUAAAAAGGCUAUUUGGAGAACAGAAGAAAAAAAAACGAACAAAAAUUAACCCAGCCAUUAUCACCUGCUGUAGGUUAAUUUACCUAUGUCGAUUUACAAAAAACACCAAUCCAACAUUUACUGAGAGCUAACUCUGCAAAUAGCACUACUGGGUGAUUUAAUGAGUCAUAGUCAAUCGAUCAAUAACAUAAUAAUAUUCUUAGCAAAAGGUGAUCAUUUUGAAUGUACAAUCUGUAGAAACUAUGAGAAUAGAAAGGUUCAUAACCUUUUGUGAAACAUCACAGCACAGAGUAAAAAUAUAUGGCAGCUAGAAAUCAACUGGAUGGUCUUCAAAGACAGAUGGGAGGGUUAGAGGGAUGCUGAAUGCUGAGACGAAAAAAAAAAAAACGAUAAUUCAUGUAAAUUAUACUGUCUGAAAUGUAUGUAGUAUGUAUUAGCUGGAAGUGGAAGCAAUAGGUAUUGUUGUCCAUUAGUUUACUCCAAGUAGGGAAGGGGUGGUAGGUUUAGGGGGGAAACAUUAAUAAAGGAAAAUAUAAAACAUAUAUUUAAAAUAAUAUAUACAGUUGAAGUCGGAAGUUCACAUACAAUUAGGGUGGAGUCAUUAAAACUCGUUUUUCAACCACUCCACAAAUCUCUUGUUAACAAACUAUAGUUUUGGCAAGUCGGUUAGGUCAUCUACUUUGUGCAUGACACAAGUCAUUUUUCCAACUAUUUUUACAGACAGAUUAUUUCAUUUACAAUUCACUGUAUCACAAUUCCAGUGGGUCAGAAGUUUACAUACACUAAGUAGACUGUGCCUUUAAACAGCUUGGAAAAUUCCAGAAAAUUAUGUCAUGGCUUGAGAAGCUUCUGAUAGGCUAAUUGACAUCAUUUGAGUCAAUUGGAGGUGUAUCUGUGGAUGUAUUUUUCUGGAGCUCUGUCUGAGUGACCAUUGGGUUCUUCUUUCCAGAUUGUUCAGUUUGGCCGGCCGGCCGGCCAGCCAGCUCUAGGGAGAGUCUUGGUGGCCUCCAUGUAAGAAUAAUGGAGGCCACUGUGUUCUUGGGGACCUUCAAUACUGCAGAAAUGUUUUGGUACAAUUCCUCACAUCUGUGCCUCGACACAAUCCUGUCUCUGAGCUCUACGGACAAUUAUUUCAAUCUCAUAGCUUGGUUUUUGCCCUGACAUGCAUUGUCAACUGUGGGACCUUAUAUAGACAGGUGUGUGCCUUUCCAAAUCAUAUCCAAUCAAUGGAAUUUACCACAGGUGGACUCAAAUCAAGUUGUAGAAACAUCUCAAGAUCUCAAGGAUGAUCAUUGGAAACAGGAUGCACCUGAGCUCAAUUUAGAGUCUCAUAGCAAAGGGUCUGAAUACUUAUAUAAAUAAGGUAUCUGUUUUUAAUUUUUAUACAUUUGCUAAAACUGUUUUUGUUUUGUUGUUAUGGGGUAUUGUGUGUAGAUUGAGGAGGGAAUUAAAAAAAAUAUAUACAUUCCAGCCUUAUUCUAAAAAUGUAACAAAAUGUGGAAAAAGUGAAGGGGUCUGAAUACUUUCCGAAUGCACUGUAUAAAGGGGAUUUGAAAUUAUUCAGACAGUUAUAUUGAUAGAAGUCACAAUCUAUCUGCAAUAUUAAAGCUGAUCUACCUGGCUAAAAUAAAAAUAACAAUACAAGAAUAACACAGCAUAUUAGCUAUGCAAUUGUAAUGUUAUACCCCUAAAAUAGGGAGAAAUAUGAGAAAUGAUUCACACUGACACAUAGCAUCAGUAACGAAACCAAAAAGUAUUACAUAUUUAAAACAGUAUUGUUUGCAUUUGGCCUGAAUGCCAAGCGUCAUGUAUGGAGGAAGCCUGGCCCAUAUCCCUAUGGUGAAGCAUGGUGACUGGGAAGAGAAGAAUGGGAGAAACUCCACAAAUACAGAUGUUCCAAGCUAGUAGCUUCAUACCCAAGACUUGAGGCUGUAAUCCCUGCCAAAGGUGCUUAAACAAAGUACUGAGUAAAGGGUCUGAAAACUUAUGUAAAUGUGAUAUUUCCAGUUUUUUUUAUUAUUAUACAUUUGCAAAAACCUCUUAACCUGUUUUUGCUUUAUCAUUAUGGGGUAUUGUGUGUAGAUUGAUGAAGGAAAACAACAACAAUUUAAUCAAUUUUAGAAUAAGUCUGUAACGUAACAAAAUAUGGUUAAAGUCAGGGGGCCUGAAUACUUUCCAAAUUAACUGUAUAGUUUGUCUGGAAGUGCGUAUUUACCAGUUGUGCACUUAUUCUCCAAGAGUCAGUUUUUGUUUGACACGGCAGGUGUAGCGGGAUGGUCAAGUUGACAAAAUUGCCUUUCAGCCAGCAUCUCACAAAUAGUGUUUUCGUCUUCGUGUGGCUAUCUGGCAGAAUAGAUGCUGUGUUUCAUUUUCCGUCUUUUCGCAGGUCAGAGUGCAGAUUGGACACUUAAAAGACACCACCAUCUAACCCUGCACCUUUACACUAUCCCCAAAACCCACCACCCCAUCCUACAGCUUUCUCCCUAAACGAUCGUACACCAGGACAUUAGCCUGGGAGGAUGGAACCCCUUUGAAAACCUCAUGAUGAUCUUCUGCUCUAAAAUCUGCUGCUGCAACUACUCGAUCUAUCUACAUCAGCGCAGCGCAGUUGAUCACCAUGGCUAUAAAACACAAGAAAUCCAACCUUACUGAUCCUCUCUGGAUCCCUCUCUUCAGGCCUACUCACUGGCGGGCUCCCAGUCGAGUCACUCACCCUCCUCUACUCUCUUCACUGCCACAACAUAGGACACUUUCUGCCCCACUGUAACUCUGGCCAUCUCAACCCGUCGCUCUUACACAGGGCACUUUGGAUCACCUGCUGCGUGGGCACCCCCACAGUUGUCACACGGUGCCUUCUUUAUCCCAACUGUACACUUCCUCUGACUAUGUCCUCCUAAACAUUUCUCACAUCGUGGGAACUCCCUUCUACAACAUGUGCGAAUUCUUGGCACCUAAAUCACUGUAGCGGGUUCGUAACAUAGGCCUUCACGGAAUAGCAACUAUAACUUAACCUCUGUGUCAAAGCUCAACAAGACAGACAAGGUAUUCUCAGUCUCGCCAUUUCAACCGGUUCUACGUCGCACCAAAUGACAGGUGUCGCAAACACCAGGAAUAUUAUUUUUCAUUUGAUCCACCUCUACAAUCAACGUUACCCCACUGAUCACUCCUUUUAGCGGCGCCCUGCUCCAGAGAGCAAAGCACUACACAGGUUGCGCCCUCUUCCUCUGGGCUGAGGAUGCACAAAAAAAAGAAAGAAAUUCCACUUCUCACAACUUUCACAGAUCUAACUGUUCCCAGUUUGUCCUUUACCCAGCUUGGCAGAACAGGCAAAAAGCAGGAAUCCACUUUUUCCAAAAAUCUCACUCCUAACCGGAUCAAAAUCAUCUCCGGCAGGAUUCACAGAGCAAACGCUGGAAGUCUCUACCACACCUGUCGCCGCAGGUAGGCCCACUUACUCCUGGUCUGGCUCAACUUCAGAGCGCCAACUGACUUCAUUUUGAGAUCCUAAAGGUUCUCAAGGGAGCAUGUAGGUUUGUAUUCAGGAAACAAAGUGUGUGCACAGGAAACAAAUGAUAUAUUCUGCACUUCUGCAUUGAGGAGUAGAGGGGUGUGCAGUGAGUUUGCACAAUGUCAGCAGAAUCUCUAGACUAGUUGCCUAUUGAGCCGACUGCGAGCUGGGGUAGUUUGUUUCACUUCAGGGAGGCAAAUCCAGGGUGAAACAUUAUUCCACUUGUUCCCAUAAACGCAAGCGCGAUUAGAACUCAGUCAGAUCAAGAAUAUAAGCAUUUUGCAUGAUUAACGCUGCAAUAUUUCCACUUUGACCCGUAAAAUCACUAGGAAAUCAGCUCAAAGUUAUUUUCAUUUUGGAAAUAUGUUCCUAAGUAUUCCCACGCAUAUAUAGAGAGACAUACACCUUCCUAAUAUUGAGUUGCACCCACUUCUGCCCUCAGAACAGCCUCAAUUCGUCGGGGCAAGGACUCUACAAGGUACCAAAAGUGUUCCACAGGGAUGCUGGCCAAAUGUGUCCCACAGUUGUGUCAAGUUGGCCCGAUGUCCUUUGGGGGAACAUUCUUGAUACACACGGGAAACUGUUGAGCUCGAAAAACCCUGGAGCGUUGCAGUUCUUGACACACUCAAACCGGUGCGCCUGGCACCUUACCACCAUACUCAGUUCAAAGGCACUUAGACAUUUUCUCUUACCCACUCACACUCUGAAUGGCACUCAGUCUAAGUCAUGGAACGAGCAGGGGUUCCUAAUGUUUUGUACACUGUGUAUGCGAUCAUAUCCCAAUGUAAUCAAGGUUUAAAAUUAUUUUAUUUUUGUCAAAUACUGUAUCUAUUUGGGCUACUUGAGGUCAAUUUGCAGAGUACAAAUGAAUUAUAAUUAUGUUUCGGGACCCCCGACCAUCCGCUCAUGAAGAAAUUCAGCCCAUGGCUUAAUGUAAUUGGGGACCCUUGCUAUAGUGCAUAGAGAGGAUGAGGAUAUGCUUUCCAAGCUCAGUCUGACUGUACUAGACCUUAAUGACCAUGGCCUGGUGAGGCCCAACUCAACACUGUCUUUCUAACCUAAUGUACUUCCAUCGACAGCUGGAAAUGAUGACCAGAAGCCAUCUGCACGGCUCUUUCCACCAAGCCCACUCAUGCGGUUUACUAUGAAUCACAUCGUUGUCUCCAUUAAUUACAAAAAUAUAUGCAUUUGUUUUUUCUCAGGACGUCACCACCCAAUUCAUUCACUUCAAGUGAGAGCCUCAAGGUCUGUUUAUGUCUACUGAUAAUGCGUUUGUUUUUACUGUGCCUCUUGAGGUGGGCUAGAAGGGAUGGAUUUUUCUCUGCUGUAAAUAGACAGAGUAUUGUUUUGAGGUGAUCAAACAGGUCCCCGUGUUUAAAUGGUUAUGCUUCCACAGAAUGUCUGAAGCUUGUUUUUGGUGGAUUUCAAUUUCUUCUAAUAGGAAUUUAUUUGAUGCACCAUUCAGGAAGUUCUGUUUAAGUAAUCAGAUAAUGUCUCCAUCAAGUGGUCAUAUGUGGUACUGUCUGAUGACUUGUGACCCAUCUGAAUUUCUAUGGGUAAAUACAGUAUGAGAACAAUGUUCAUACAUUUCCUCUCUGCACCUCUAAGUAGAUCUCAGAGCUAACCCCUGACCUAUAAGAGAUGGAUGGAUGGGACAAGCCUGUAGGGGCCAUAAUGUCCGAAGACAAUGGCAGCACCCCCACAUCACCUCUGGUUAACCAGUCCUGUGCGGACCGGAAGUGCUAUAUGGUUCUGCAUGAGGCGGAGAAGACAGCCAUCGGCUCCAUCUGUUUCCUGGCCGGACCCUUCACUUUCCUGGAGAAUGCGUUGGUCCUGGGUGUGAUCGCCACCACCGCCACCCUGCGCCAGCGUCCCUCCUACCUUUUCAUUGGCAGCCUGGCCCUGGCCGACGUCUUUGCCAGCUGCUUCUUCACCACCAGCUUCCUGGACUUCCACCUGUUCCACCGCCUUGACGGCCCCAACGCCUACCUCUUCAAGCUGGGCGGGGUGACGAUGGCUUUCACCGGCUCGGUGGGAAGUCUUCUGCUGACUGCUCUGGACCGCUAUCUGUGUAUACAUCAGGCGUCGAGUUAUAAAGUGGUGUUGACGCGCCGCAGGGCCCUGUUGGCUCUCCUUGCCCUGUGGAGCGCCACCAUCCUCAUCUCCUUCCUCCCUCUGAUGGGCUGGAGGUGCCCCACAGGGCUCAACCCGCCCUGCUCGCGCCUCUUCCCAUACAUCGACCACCGCUACCUGGCCUGCUGGGUCAGCUUCAUCCUGGUGCUGCUGUCACUCAUCCUGGGCGCCUACGCCCUGAUCCUGUGGAGGGCCAAUCGGCAUGAGGCAUCCAUGACGGGCCACCAGGGGGUGCCUACCCGUGGUCAGGCCCGCAUGCGGCUGGACAUUCGGUUGGCACGUACCCUGGGCCUGAUUCUGCUCAUCAUGGUGGGCUGUUGGCUGCCGACCCUCUCCUUCAUGCUGGCAGACGUCUCGGUGCAGCUCAUGCGCAUCCAGCAGAGGGCCUUUGCUUUCUGCAGCACCAUGUGCCUGGUCAACUCAGCCGUCAACCCACUGCUGUAUGCCCUGCGCUGCCGGGAGCUGAGGUUGGCACUGAUGCGGCUAUUGGGGGGCCUGAGUGACAGGCUGGGGUGCUGCCAGAGGCACGUAGGGGGAGACACGACCACUACCCUUCCCUUAGGCGAGAGCAACAGCUGUAGCGCUCACUCCGAGAGUGAGGCGCCCAGACUCGUUAGCUGCCGACCGAACACAGUCUCAGAAAUGGUUGGCAAGCAGCAGCUGGACAUGACUGGAAUAUGAGAAGGGUUGAGAGGCUUACCAUAUAUCAGGGUUAUAGCAGUGUUGUGAACUUGUGUUUCUUCUGUUGUGUUCAUAGCGAUAAGGAGGUAAUGUCUCUAAAAUGAACUGUGAUAACAGGGACUAAAACAAAGAUAUCGACCAUGUUACCAUAAAUUGUGCUGACCCACCUACAAGCCAAGUCAAUCAGAGAUAAUAUUAUUUUAUUAUUUGUCCAAGGUACAUGAUAGAUUUAUUAUUAUUUAUUUUUUUACAAUGUGAAAUAUCCCAAAUGAACACCUUUGGGAAAACAACAGCAUUGUUGGGGUUGGCAGUGUAAAUGUAGAUAGCUAUGUGUAUCCUAUGCUUGUUUUCGCUUGAGUGUCUGUCCUUCAGCGUCCAGAAGAGGAUCCUGACGGGUUCCCAUCUGCACAUAAAUACCUGUCCUGAAUAGAGGCCCUGUGGGUUGUAAACAAUGUCCACCACAUUGUGACUGCAAGCAGUGUUGAGAUCAGAGGUGUAGGAAAGGCGGAGCCUGGGUGAUUCCAAUCAGAAAAAAAAAGUCUACUCUGAUUUUGUAUUAUUUAUUUAAAAAAAUGUAUGCUUUUUUAUGCUCUUUACUUCUCAGUGUUCCAAAUGGAACAUAGUGUUUGCAUAUUUAGGUAAAAAGACAAAUCAGAAUUCAUAGCAAGCAGUACACUGGGUUAGUCAGAUUUGAUUAAAUAUAACGGAACAGAUGACAUGGAAUGACAUCACAUGUCAAAAAGAACUGAAAGCCACACCCCCAAUGAGCAACGAAUAUGACUGCAUUGAGGCAUAUGUCACUGUGCUUCUAUGGCUACAUGCACCAUGCCACUACCUAUUUCAUUUGUUCAUUUAGCAAACAAGACAGCUCAUAAUCCAGUGCCUUUAUCAGUCAACACACCUAUAUGUUAGCUUUAAAAAUCCUACAUUUUCUCUCAGCUUCAUGGCAAAAUGUGUAGAAUAGCAUGAGAUGAGCUAAAAUAACUGCACAUGUUCCUCUCUAUCCUAUGGCAAAAUGUGUAGAAUUGCAGGAAAUGUUCUUUAAAACAGCAACAUGCCAAAAUGUGUAGAAUAGCGUGAGAUUAGCUAUAAACUGCACAUUUGUCUCUGUUCCAUGGCAAAAUGUAUAAAAUAAAAUUGGGGGCCCAGACAAAUUUCUGCAGGCCCACCCAACAACAAAUUUCUGGCUAAGCCACUGGUCGAGAUAAGUGGGGCACAGGUCAGAAAGAUAGAGUCACACAACACAGAGACUAGAACACUUUUUUCUAUAGAACACCACAAAAGGCAACAGUUCACAAGUCAUUUCAGUAGAUCGAUCACAAAACAAUCAAACACAAAGGUAGAUGUUUUGUCUUGUAGAUAGUCGAAGUAAAAUAAAAUCUAAAUAACAUUUGAACGGUUUUUGCUUACCUACGGGUCCUUUUCCAACAAUGCAGUUUCUUUUUUUAUUUGGAUUUAUUUUAUUGAUACGAGAAAUAAAUACGCAGUGAAUAACAAUAACGAGUUA
Molecule: messenger RNA, 8793 nt
Organism: Oncorhynchus kisutch (coho salmon)
Lineage: Eukaryota; Metazoa; Chordata; Actinopteri; Salmoniformes; Salmonidae
Product: cannabinoid receptor 2
Exons: 2
Coding region: 6114-7286 (390 amino acids)
Biological process (GO): G protein-coupled receptor signaling pathway
Cellular component (GO): membrane
Molecular function (GO): cannabinoid receptor activity
Source: RefSeq, a predicted model, not a curated record